Messenger RNA from Protobothrops mucrosquamatus (brown spotted pit viper), 948 nucleotides. RefSeq names its product olfactory receptor 1052-like. The transcript has a single exon. Gene Ontology annotation, biological process: G protein-coupled receptor signaling pathway; sensory perception of smell. The record is from RefSeq and is a predicted model, not a curated record. Gene Ontology annotation, molecular function: G protein-coupled receptor activity; odorant binding; olfactory receptor activity. Gene Ontology annotation, cellular component: membrane. The coding region runs from base 10 to 948 and encodes 312 amino acids. Lineage: Eukaryota; Metazoa; Chordata; Lepidosauria; Squamata; Viperidae.
ACAGUGUUAAUGGGAAAUAGCACAUGGGUGACAGAAUUCAUACUCACUGGGUUGACAGAGGACCCACACUUGCAGCUGAUCCUUUUUGUGAUAUUUUUUGCUGUUUAUGCCAUCACCUUGAUGGGAAAUGUGGGCAUGAUUAUCUUAAUCAGAACCAGUCCUCAACUCCACACACCAAUGUACUUUUUCCUUACCAGCUUAUCUUUUCUGGAUACCUGUUAUUCAACAACGGUGACCCCAAAGUUGUUAUCCAAUUUUUUGAAAGAGAAGAAGUCAAUUUCUUUUGCAAGUUGCUUUACACAGCUUUACUUUUAUGGUGUAUUUGCCACCACAGAGUGCUACCUCUUAGCUAUGAUGGCCUAUGAUCGCUAUGUGGCAAUCUGCAAUCCACUACUCUACUUAAUCAUAAUGUCGCAAAGAAAGUGCAUUCGGCUGAUAGCAAUUUCCUAUAUUGCUGGGAUCAUUAAUGCUUCUAUACACAUAAUCGCUAUGUCUAAACUAUCAUUCUGUGGCCCUAACAUUAUUAAGAAUUUUUAUUGUGAGGGUCCUCCCCUUCUUGCUCUUUCCUGCUCAGAUGUCAGUCUUAACGAUCUGCUGUUAUUUGUAUUUGUAGGACUCAAUAUAACAAUAACAAGCCUGACUGUUCUCACUUCCUACACUUAUAUCCUGAUCACCAUUUUAAAGAUCCGUUCUGCCACGAGCCGUAGAAAAGCUUUCUCCACUUGUACAUCUCAUCUUAUAGUUAUCACCAUUUUCUAUGGCUGCAGUAGCUUUAUGUAUGCACGGCCAAGCUCUAGGAAGAAUUAUAACCUAGAUCAAAUGGCCUCAGUGUUCUAUGUAGUGGUGACCCCCAUGCUCAACCCAUUAAUCUACAGCAUGAGGAAUCAAGAGGUAAGGGGUGCCUUCAGAAAUAUCCUAGGAAGAAAGUGUCAUUUUCAAUACUUUUAA